GCAGCUCGACUCGGCGGCGCGGAACCCGCUGACCUUCUUCUCUUUCGAGGAGCUCCGGAAGGUGACCAACGGGUUCCGGCAGGACUCGCUAAUCGGCGGCGGCGGCUUCGGCAGGGUGUACAAGGGCGCCGUGGUAUGGACGGCGGCGGAGACGAGCCCCUGCAGGUCGCCGUCAAGGUGCACGAUGGGGAUAACAGCUUCCAGGGCCACAGGGAGUGGCUGGCGGAGUUGAUCUUCUUGGGCCACCUGUCGCACCCAAACCUGGUGAAGCUAGCGGGCUACUGCUGUGAGGGCGAGCACCGGGUGCUGGUCUACGAGUACAUGCCGCUCGGUAGCGUGGAGUCACACCUCUUCUCACGGGUGAUGGCGCCCCUGGCGUGGGCGACGAGGAUGAAGAUGACGCUGGGCGUGGUGAGGGGCCUGGCUUUCCUCCAUGAGGCCGAGAAGCCCGUCAUCUACCGCGAUUUCAAGACCUCCAACAUCCUCCUCGACCAUGACUUCAACGCCAAGCUCUCCGACUUCGGCCUCGCCAAGGAUGGCCCCGUCGGCGACAUAUCCCACGUCUCCACCCGCAUAAUGGGCACCUACGGUUACGCCGCCCCAGAGUACAUCAUGACAGCGAUUAGGGCACCUGACGGCGAUGAGCGACGUGUACAGCUACGGGGUGGUGCUGUUGGAGCUGGUUACGGGGCGCAAGUCACUGGACAAGUGUUGGCCGAUGCGGGAGCAGACGCUGGCGGACUGGGCGUUGCCGAUGCUGAUGCACAAGAAGUAGGUGUUGGGGAUCCUAGACCCAAGGCUCGGCUCCGACGACUACCCAGUCAGGUCCGUGCAGAAGGCGGCCAUGCUCGCGUACCACUGCCUCAACAGCAACCCCAAGGCGCGGCCGCUCAUGCGCGACAUCGUCGCCUCCCUCGAGCCGCUGCAGCAACUGGAGCUCGUGCCCGCCAACUUGUGAUCCUCAUUUCAAGUUUUAGUCCAGGCCUUGCUGGUGUUGUCAGAUCCAUCGCCUCUACUUCAGCUCCUAGAAGCAGUCUAGAAUUCAUGUGAAAAAAAUUGUGUGUGAUUGCCUAGUAUAGCAGGCAGGCAGGUGUAGUGUUCUUGAUGCUAUAAAUGAUUGUACAUUCUUCCGAGUUGUGGACCCUAGAGGUGUGCGGGUGGAAACGGACUCUGAUAGUUUGUCAA
Triticum dicoccoides is the source of this 1185-nucleotide messenger RNA. RefSeq names its product probable serine/threonine-protein kinase PBL16. Bases 136 to 1050 code for a protein of 304 amino acids. Lineage: Eukaryota; Viridiplantae; Streptophyta; Magnoliopsida; Poales; Poaceae. The record is from RefSeq and is a predicted model, not a curated record. Gene Ontology annotation, molecular function: protein kinase activity; ATP binding. The transcript is spliced from 4 exons. Gene Ontology annotation, biological process: protein phosphorylation.